Molecule: messenger RNA, 1370 nt
Organism: Papilio machaon (common yellow swallowtail)
Lineage: Eukaryota; Metazoa; Arthropoda; Insecta; Lepidoptera; Papilionidae
Gene: Ctu2
Product: cytoplasmic tRNA 2-thiolation protein 2
Exons: 4
Coding region: 110-1261 (383 amino acids)
Biological process (GO): tRNA wobble position uridine thiolation
Cellular component (GO): cytosol
Molecular function (GO): sulfurtransferase activity; tRNA binding
Source: RefSeq, a predicted model, not a curated record
UAAUCUAUGGUCUAACCUAAACUGAACACGAAAAUGAAAAGGUUAUUGUUUUGUUACUAUACAAUUACUUAAAGUUAUUUUUAAAAUAUUCACCGUAAAUACUAUAAAAAUGUAUUGCAAGAAAUGUAAGGACCUCGGUACUCUCACUAUUCGUAAAGAACACCUAUAUUGUGUAAAAUGUUUCAUGAUAAGUGUAAAUCAUAAGUUCAGAGCAUGUAUUGGAAAAAACAAAAUAUUAUCAUCAAACCAAAAGGUUUUGGUUUGCCUGACUGGAGGACAAAGUUCCACAGUGCUACUGGACUUAAUUUAUAAUGGUUUACUACAAGAUAAUCAUAAAAAAUUAAGAAUAAUCCCAUUUUUCUUGCAUCUCACAGGAUUUGGAGAGGAGGAAACCGAUCAUAAAGUUGCGGAAUUAGUUAUUAACCAGUGCAAAUCCUACAAAUUUAAUGUUUACAUUGUAAACAUUAGUAAAUUCUACUUUCAAAAAUCAAAUACUCUGCCUGAUAUAAACAGUUUAGCGGAGACAAAUACUGAACAAGAUUUAAAGACUAAUCUAAAAAAUAUAUUAAAAAAAGUGACUCCAACAUCAAGCAAUGAUAUAGAAACCAAAAUAAAACAUGAUACAUUCAGACGAGUAGCUAAAGAAUGUCAGUGUAAUUUUAUUUUUACGGCAGAAACAACAACAACAUUGGCAGUCAAUCUGCUCUCUAAUCUUGCAAUUGGCAGAGGAUCACAAGUAGAAUAUGAUAUAGGCUUUUCAGAUAGCCGCGAUGAAAUAAAAAUUUUGAGACCAAUGAAGGAUAUAACUGUAGAGGAAUUACAUCACUAUAUCCAAAUAAAGAAUCUCACCCACAUAUCAAUUGAUAAAAUACAAGAUAAUAACCUUCAAUCAGUUAUAAAACAAUUUGUGUGGGACCUACAGGAGAACUUCCCAGCUACUGUGUCAACUGUGUGCAAAACUGCUGAUAAAAUUGGUUCAAUUGACAAAAGUGAUAAAAGGUGUCAAUUUUGUAAGAGUGCUGUUGUUCCAAAUAAUGAAAAGCUUACAGCAAUAGAGGCAACAAACUUUUCAAGAACAGUUUCAAAUUUUCAUCCCGGACAAUAUUUGAAUGAAGAAACUAGACCAAAGGAAUUGACGAAUGAGCAUGAUGGAUCAAUGUUCCCCUUCAUAAAUGAAUAUUUUUGUUAUUGUUGUAGUAAAAAUUAUUUGGAGUCAGGAAACCAAAAUAAUAAUUUAUUUAAAGAUAUGCUGCCAGUCUAGUAUGUUUUUAGCAUAGAAAACUACAUUUAUAAGAACUUGUAAUGCAUUAUUAUAUAAUGUAAUUUCAAUCCAAAUAAAUUAUUAAAAGGAUUUUGUGAUUAUUUGGUGA